AUGGGCUUCAUAUCCACCCUGUCACGCUGCAUGCGCAAAAACCGCCUUUCCAGAAGACUCUCAACAACAAGCAGCAAACUCCACGACGAAGACUCAAACGAUUUAAUCAAAACGGCCUCCGAAACAGGCUCAACCCGCGCAAGCAUGGAAUCCACCUCAACGAUGGUCCACCACUCCUUCCACGACCCAGUGCUUCCAUGCGAGUCCCCGGCAAACCGUAUGCAGAUGAGGCCAGACAAUGGAAAUUUGCGGACGUUGUUCGAUGCCAAUAUACCCUCCAACCAGCCGACAGACCGUGCAACCAGGGCCCUAACCAGACCCGCGUAUCCGAUUUUGAAAUUGGAUUGUCGGUCCCCCGUCGAGGCGCCAAGGAGGGUGUUGCAGGCGCCAGUGGAGAUCGGAAGGGAGAAAGAUAUGAGCAGAACUUCGGAAAAUGCGGCUGGUCAUCCGGGAAAGGGUGCUUCGGGUGUUCCGUCUACAACAAUGGCCGAGAAGGGCUUUUCACCUACUGAGAAAUGUGUGUCUGAGAAGAAGGAUAAGAAGUCCAUGGUGGCUUUGCUGAAGAGGCAUUGUGGGUUGAAUAUCCCGCGCUCGUCGAUUUCGAUUAAGACUUCGUCGCGUAGUCUACAGUCGCCGAAAUGGUUGGAUUCUACUGGGGUGACGGAUGAGGAGGGGUUGGUGGAUAAGAAGAAUGAGAAGUGGAUAGAGGCACAGGAUGAGAAGAAGCGGAAUAGUGUAUUGGGUGGUGUUGGGUUUGGGAGACUGUGGUAG
Molecule: messenger RNA, 771 nt
Organism: Penicillium expansum
Lineage: Eukaryota; Fungi; Ascomycota; Eurotiomycetes; Eurotiales; Aspergillaceae
Exons: 1
Coding region: 1-771 (256 amino acids)
Source: RefSeq, a predicted model, not a curated record